AUGUAUGAAAGAGUGGGCCAGAACAGCUCAGAGCUUCCCUGUGGUCAGUCUGCCCAGCAGCAUGAAACACACCUGGACUCCAUAUUUAUGCUGCUGGAGGACAAUAUCAUCCUUUUUGUAAAGAAUGAGCUGAAGAAGAUCCAGAAGGUUCUGAGUCCAGAUUACCCAGAAUGCGUAGAGAAUAAGAUUGUGAAUGAGGAGGUUUUGAAGGGUGAGGAUGAUGAGCAGCAGAGCAGCAGAGAAGCAUUUGUGAAGAUCACAUUGCACUUCCUAAGGAAACUGAAGCAGGAGGAGCUGGCUGACCGUCUGCAGAGCAAACAUGUUGCAGCAAUUUGUAAGUGUAAACUUAAAACGAAGUUGAAGAAGAAGUUCCAGUGUGUGUUUGAGGGGAUUGCUAAAGAAGGAAACCCAACCCUUCUGAAUCAGAUCUACACAGAGCUCUACAUCACAGAGGGAGGAACUGCAGAGGUCAAUGAUGAACAUGAGGUCAGAAAGACUGAAACAGCAUGCUGGAAACCAGAUAGACCAGAAACAACAAUCAGACAAGAAGACAUCUUUAAAGCCUCAACUGGAAGAGAUGAACCAAUCAGAACAGUGCUGACAAAGGGAGUGGCUGGCAUUGGGAAAACAGUCUUAACAAAGAAAUACACCCUCGACUGGGCUGAAGACAAAGCCGACCAGGACAUCCAGUUCAUAUUUCCAUUCCCUUUCAGGGAAAUGAAUAUACUAAAAGAGAAAAAGUUCAGCCUGGUGGAACUUGUUCAUCACUUCUUUACUGAAACCAAAGAAGCAGGAAUCUGCAGCUUUGAAGACUUCCAGGUUGUGUUCAUUUUUGAUGGUCUAGAUGAGUGUCAACUGCCUCUGGACUUCCACAAAACUGAAAUCCUAACUGACCCUAGAAAGUCCACCUCAGUGGAUGUGCUACUGACCAACCUCAUCAGGGGGAAACUGCUUCCCUCUGCUCACCUCUGGAUAACCACACGGCCUGCAGCAGCCAGUCAGAUCCCUCCUGACUGUGUUGACAUGGUGACAGAGGUCAGAGGGUUCACUGACCCACAGAAGGAGGAGUACUUCAUGAAGAGAUUCAGAGAUAAGGAGCAGGCCAGCAGGAUCAUCUCCCACAUCAAGACCUCACGAAGCCUCCACAUCAUGUGCCACAUCCCAGUCUUCUGCUGGAUCACAGCUACAGUUCUGGAGGAUGUGCUGAAAACCAGAGAGGGAGGACAGCUACCCAAGACCCUGACUGAGAUGUACAUCCACUUCCUGGUGGUUCAGGCCAAAGUGACGAAGGUCAAGUAUGAUGGAGGAGCUGAGACAGAUCCACACUGGAGUCCAGAGAGCAGGAAGAUGAUUAAGUCUCUGGGAAAACUGUCUUUUCAUCAGCUGCAGAAAGGAAACCUGAUCUUCUAUGAAUCAGACCUGACAGAGUGUGACAUCGAUAUCAGAGCAGCCUCAGUGUACUCAGGAGUGUUCACACAGAUCUUUAAAGAGAAGAGAGGACUGUACCGGGACAAGGUGUUCUGCUUCAUCCAUCUGAGUGUUCAGGAGUUUCUGGCUGCUCUUCAUGUCCAUCUGACCUUCAUCAACUCUGGAGUCAAUCUGCUGGAAAAACAACAACCAACCUCCCAGAAGUCUUUCUUUUUUAAAAAGAAAAGUAGUAUAAAGUAUCUCCACCAGAGUGCUGUGAACAAGGCCUUACAGAGUCCAAAUGGACACCUGGACUUGUUCCUCCGUUUCCUUCUGGGUCUUUCAUUGCAGACCAAUCAGGCUCUCCUACGAGGUCUGCUGACACAGACAGGAAGUAUCUCACAGACCAGUCAUGAAACAGUCGAGUACAUCAAGAAGAAGCUCAGUGAGAAUCUGUCUGCAGAGAAAAGCAUCAAUCUGUUCCACUGUCUGAAUGAACUGAACGAUUAUUCGCUAGUGAAGGAGAUCCAACAGUUCUUGAGUUCAGGAAGUCUCUCCACAGAUAAACUGUCUCCUGCUCAGUGGUCAGCUAUGGUCUUCAUCUUACUGUCAUCAGAAAAAGAUCUGGAUGUGUUUGACCUGAAGAAAUACUCUGUUUCAGAGGAGGCUUUUCUGAGGCUGCUGCCAGUGGUCAAAACUUCCAACAAAGCUCUACUGAGUGGCUGUAACCUCUCAAAGAAAAGCUGUGAAGCUCUGUCCUCAAUUCUCAACUCCCAGUCCUCUAGUCUGAAAGAGUUGGACCUAAGUAACAACGACCUGCAGGAUUCAAGAGUGAAGUUUCCAUACUCUAAACUGACAACUCUCCGACUGAGUCACUGUAACCUUGCAGAGACAGCCUGUGAAGCUCUGUCAUCAGUUCUUAGCAUGCGGUUCUCUAGUUUGAGAGAGCUGGACCUGAGUAACAACAACGUGAAGGAUUUGGGAUUGAAGCUUCUGUCUGUUGGUCUGGAGAGUCCAUACUGCAAACUUGAAACUCUCAGGGUGGAGCCUGCUGGAGUCCGAUGGUUGAGACCAGGUCUGAGGAAGUAUUCCUGUCAACUCACAAUAGAUACAAACACAGUACACACAAACCUCAAACUGUCUGACAACAAAAGAAAGGUGACACAUGUGGAGGAGGUUCAUUUAUAUCCUGAUCAUCCAGACAGAUUUGAUGUUCAUCCUCAGCUGCUGUGUAGAAAUGGCCUGACUGGCCGCUGUUACUGGGAGGUUGAGUGGAAAGGAGAUGUUGACAUAUCAGUGACUUAUAGAAAAAUCCGAAGGAAAAGUGGCAGUGAUAACUGUUCAUUUGGGUGGAAUGAUCAAUCCUGGAGUCUCAGCUGCUCCGAUGAUGGUUACUCUGUCUGUGCCGAGGAGGAUGCCUACACAAGUGGUGACAGGGCCCUGUACAAGCAGGCCAGGAACACACUGACCGGGGUGAAAGCAGCUGAAAGGAUCUACUCCCAGAAGCUGAAAGAACAGCUCUCAGCCAACAACCCUGCAAACAGAAGUCCAGGAAAGCCCCCGGACCAGACGGUGUUUCACCCUCCUGCCUCAAAACCUGUGCUGAACAGCUGGCUCCCAUCUUUACUCGCAUCUUCAAAAGAUCCCUGGAGUUGUGUGAAAUUCCCUCCUCCUUCAAACACUCCACCAUCAUCCCGGUCCCCCAAGAAACCCACCAUUACAGGACUGAAUGACUACAGACCUGUCGCCUUGACGUCUGUGGUCAUGAAAUCCUUCAAACGACUGGUGUUAGCCCAUCUGAAGGACAUUACAGGCCACCAGUUGGACCCUCUGCAGUUUGCCUACCUGGCAAACAGGUCGGUAGAUGAUGCAGUGAACAUGGGGCUGCAUUACAUCCUGCAACACCUCAACCACCUGGGAACCUAUGCCAGGGUCCUGUUUGUGGACUUUAGUUCAGCUUUGAACACCAUCGUGCCUGAACAUCUCUCCUCCAAACUCUCCCAGCUCAGCGUGUCACCAGCUAUCUGUCAGUGGAUCACCAGCUUCCUGACAGACAGGAAGCAGCAA
This is a messenger RNA of Pundamilia nyererei, 3474 nucleotides long. Its product is annotated as protein NLRC3-like. The annotation marks the transcript as partial. Gene Ontology annotation, molecular function: protein binding. Lineage: Eukaryota; Metazoa; Chordata; Actinopteri; Cichliformes; Cichlidae. The record is from RefSeq and is a predicted model, not a curated record. The transcript has 10 exons.